AUGCGGACCCCGCAAGCGGCAUGCUCUUCCGGCAUAGACGAGUCGUUCGGCCCGUGGGCCGGAGAAACGUGCCGGGGCGGCUUCGACUUUACGCUGCUGUUCGAAGAGUCAAUCCUAGCCGUGCCUUUGCACUGUAUCUUUCUACUGGCCCUUCCUACCUGCGCCCUGCGUCUGGUAAGAGCCGACGUCAAGGUCGUGGCCAGCAUUCAGCGCCCUCUCAAGGCUUGCGCAUCCAUCUGUCUGGUAGCCCUCAACCUUGCUCUACUUGUUCUUUGGGCCACCACUUCCUCGGCUGCCAUCACCCAUACACGCGCCACAAUUCCCACUGCUGUUUUGGGGCUCCUUGCGUCCUUGGGCUUCGGCUUCCUGUCAUGGCUUGAGCAUGAUCGGUCCCUGAGGCCAUCCUUUGUCCUCUCAACCUAUCUCUUCUUUUCAGUGCUGCUGGACACUGCCCGUGCUCGCACCUUAUGGAUGCUGGGUCCCAACCAGGCCAUCCCUGCCGUCUUCACCUGCACAUUAGCUCUAAGAGCGCUUAUGAUUAUCUUUGAAUCAGCAGAAAAACGACGCAUCUUAGUGCCCCAACAUAAGGGAUACUCCAAGGAAGUGACGAGUGGUACUUUCAACCGCUCUGUCUUUUUUUGGUUGACAUCCCUCUUCAUUGAUGGGUACAAAAACAUUCUCAAGUUAGAUGACCUGUAUCCAUUGGACCCAAAGCUUGCUUCGGAGCCUCUAUACAGGAAACUUGCCGACGCGUGGAGCCAAGUGCCCGACAAAACAGUUCCCGGCGCUCUGUUCAGCACAUGGCUCCGUGUCUUUGCGGGUCCCAUGUCCGCACCAAUUAUCCCGAGACUCUUCCUGAUCGGCUUCAAUUACGCCCAGCCGCUUCUUAUCCAACAGGCCAUCGGGCUGGCCGGUUUGCCUCAGACCCGCGAGAACAACAACCGUGGUUUUGGCUUGAUAGGAGCUUACGUCCUUGUCUAUACCGGUAUUGCUGUUUCAACCGGUCAGUAUGAGUGGCGUGCUCAACGUGCUGCCUCUAUGACGAGAGGUAGCACGACUGCGCUCGUCUACCAGAAAGCGUUACGUCUGGAUUUGACCUCACCCAACGUAAGCCCGUCGGGGGCGUUGACAUUAGUCGGAACAGACAGCGAGCAAAUCGGUCAAGGUAUCAACCAACUGCAUGAGAUAUGGGCGAGUCUUGUGGAGAUUGCCAUCGGGAUUUACCUUAUCUACAGACAGGUUGGAGCUGCCUGUGCCAUGCCCGUAGCCCUGGUGUUUGUCACAAUGAUCUUGAUGGGUGUGUUGGCGAUUCCAACAGGCAAGGCCUCGGCAGCAUGGAUCAAAGCUUCACAGGACCGCGUGACGACGACGUCGAAGACUUUGGGAAGCAUCAAGUGGUUAAAGAUAUCUGGCCUUAACGAUGUGGCAUUUUCAGUCAUCCAGAGGCUCCGUAACAUCGAGCUAGUCGUGUCAAAGAAGUAUAGGUUUUUGCUCGGCGUAUCCAUGAUGUUGAUGGUUUGCACGCCAAUUUUGUCUCCAAUUCUCACGCUCGCCACCUAUGCCGGCAUUGCAUCGAAAACAAAUGAUACUCUUACCAUCUCAAAGGCGUUCACUGCCACCUCCAUCUUGAUUCUGGUGAACCAGCCUCUAUCUAACAUCAUCAUCGCUCUGCCUAUCACGGCCGUUGCCAUGACGUCGUUUCAAAGAAUCCAGGACUUUUUGAAUGGAAAGGAAAGAGCGGAUACUAGAAUGACUACAGACGGCGAUAAGCCGCCUUAUAAGGCAUUGAAGGGCGACACAACUUCAGGAGGCAUUAGCCCGGUUAAAGAUCUUGAGCUUUCGGAGAUUCAAAAGCCUGAGUCUUGUAGUAAAAGUCUUCCAGAAGAUAUGAUAGCUUCCGUGAACGGAACAUUCUCCUGGACAGACGACUCCAAGCCAGUCAUUGACAUUGCGGAAUGGAACAUCAGGCGGAGAGCUUUCACUUUACUUCUAGGCCCUGUCGGCUGCGGCAAGUCAACGUUAUUAAAAACUCUUCUCGGCGAACUGUCGUCCUUCAAGGGCAUUAUUCGGACCAACUUUUCUGGUGCCGCAUACUGUGGCCAAGCAGCUUGGAUUCCAAAUGCAACAGUGCGCAACAUCGUUGUCGGCCAUGGCGUGUUUGACGAGCCUUGGUAUAAAACGGUCAUCGCGGCGUGCGCUUUAGAGCAGGAUAUUGCAAGUUGGCCUAAUGGAGAUAAGACGGUGGCUGGAACGAAGGGCAUCUCGAUGAGCGGCGGCCAGAAGCAUCGUUUGGCCAUUGCGCGAGCGUUGUACACCAGGCCAGAGUUGUUGCUGCUUGACGAUGUUUUUAGCGGUCUAGACUCUAGCACAGAGGAUAUUGUUUUUAAUAACAUCCUUGGUAGCAAAGGCUUGCUGCGGAACACGGACACGAGCGUAGUUUUGGUGUCAUCAGACUCUCGCCGUAUUCCUUUUGCCGAUGAUCUCUUCUUUCUGAAUGAGGACGGCCACAUCAAGGCGGGACAGUCUGCUUUGCUGUCCACGCAAUCUCUCAACAUAGCCAAAACGGAGACUGUAUCUAACACUACACCAAAGUCCGACAUCGCUCCGGUAGUUCCUGACGCCAGUCCAGGCCCUGGCGCCGUUUUUAGCAAGCUAGAAGAUCAGGCAGACGCUACACGUCAACUUGGCGAUUGGGGCAUGUAUAGCUUCUAUGCCAAGGCAGCCGGUUGGUUCAGUCUAUCAACCUUUGUUGGAUUCAUGAUUGCGUUUGCAUUUUUUGACUCUUUUCCCGACAUCUGGCUCAAAUGGUGGACGGAGGCAAACGAGAAGAAGCCGAACCAAGAUCUUGGUAAGUGGGUUGGAGUUUACGCCGCUCUGGGUGUCGGGUCGAUGCUGUCGUUCAUGGUCAGCAUGUGGCAACUCUUCAUUGUCAUUAUCAACAACUCGGGCGUUUUCUUCCAUGGUGUACUUCUGGAAACCACAUCCCGUGCCCCCAUGUCAUUCCACAGCGCUGUGGACAGCGGCAUUACGGUCAACCGCUUCAGCCAGGACCUGCAGCUCAUCGACAUGGAACUCCCGGCUGCCGCUCUCGGCGUUGCCAUAGGCUUGGUCUUUGGCAUUGCCAGGUUCGUCAUGAUGUCUGUAUCAUCACGAUAUAUGGCAGCUAUUCUCCCAUUUCUCAUCCCCGUCUUUUACGCCAUACAGCACUUCUACCUCCGUACUUCUCGCCAAAUGCGCCUCCUUGAUAUUGAACACAAGGCACCUCUCUACUCGCAGCUUAUCGAAACUUUGGAAGGUCUGGCCACCAUCAGGGCCUUCAGAUGGGAAGACGCCUUCGAGAGAACUAAUAUGGGCCGGCUGGACGACUCGCAACGGCCCAGCUACCUCCUCACCUGCCUCCAGCGAUGGUUGAUAUUUUCCGUGGACAUGACAAUUGCGGUCAUGGCAGUGAUCCUUAUUGUCCUUGUGACCACACUCCGCGAUCAGAUUGGGCCGGCAUUCAUUGGAAUUGCGUUGAACAAUAUUCUCUCAUUUAGCGGAGUCAUCAAGGCAUUCAUCACGUCGUGGGUUAUGCUCGAGGUAUCACUUGGUGCUGUAGCUAGGGUAAGGAAUUUCGCCUUGAACACGAAGUCCGAGGAUGACGGCGGCGGAAACCUUGUUGAGCCGGAGGGCGAAUGGACCAGCCAAGGAAACGUCGAGCUUCGCAAUGUCACGGCGUCAUAUCCUUCGGGAGGAACUGUUCUCAGCGGCAUUACAAUGUCGAUUCAAAAGGGUCAGAAAGUCGCAAUCUGCGGCCGAACAGGCAGCGGCAAAAGCUCCUUGGUUCUUUCCCUGCUUCGUAUGUUGGAAUUAGACAGUGGCUCCAUCACGAUCGACGGCGUUGAUCUCUCAACUCUCCCACACGAAUAUGUCCGCUCCCAACUUGUUGCUGUGCCACAAGAGUCGUACAUCUUUGACGGCAGCGUCCGUUUGAACCUUGAUCCCACAAAGACUGUUUCCGAUCCCGAUGUCAUCGAUGUUCUCAAGAGAGUGAAACUCUGGGAUAAGGUCGAAGAGAGAGGCGGCCUGGACACGACUAUUGAUGACAAGUUCUUCUCUCAAGGCGAGGCGCAACUGCUAGUCUUUGCCAGGGCUAUGCUUCGCAAGGGCAAGAUUCUAAUUCUAGAUGAGAUCACCAGCAGCUUGGACGACGAGUCGAGUCAAGUCAUAGACGAAGUCCUGCGGUCGUGGUUUCAGUCCUGGACUGUCAUUGCCAUCGCCCACAAACUGGACUCCAUUUUGGAUUUCGACAGGGUUGCGGUUGUCGAUGCCGGCGUGUUGGUUGAGUACGACAGGCCCAAGGAGCUUCUUGAGCGGGAUUCGGUCUUUAAGGGGCUGUAUGGGUACUCUGCCAAGACGUCUGGUUAG
This is a messenger RNA of Colletotrichum truncatum, 4407 nucleotides long. RefSeq names its product ABC multidrug transporter. Gene Ontology annotation, biological process: transmembrane transport. Gene Ontology annotation, cellular component: membrane. Gene Ontology annotation, molecular function: ABC-type transporter activity; ATP hydrolysis activity; ATP binding. Lineage: Eukaryota; Fungi; Ascomycota; Sordariomycetes; Glomerellales; Glomerellaceae. The record is from RefSeq and is a predicted model, not a curated record.